Molecule: messenger RNA, 1775 nt
Organism: Clarias gariepinus (North African catfish)
Lineage: Eukaryota; Metazoa; Chordata; Actinopteri; Siluriformes; Clariidae
Gene: otud6b
Product: OTU deubiquitinase 6B
Exons: 7
Coding region: 173-1060 (295 amino acids)
Biological process (GO): protein deubiquitination
Molecular function (GO): cysteine-type deubiquitinase activity
Source: RefSeq, a predicted model, not a curated record
GACGGUUAAUAGUUUUCGACUUCACACAUCCCUUUUCGCGAGUAUGACACAGACCUGGGAAGUUAUAGUUAUAUCACACACGUGAAUUGUGCAAUGGAGAAGGAAUUAUGUGUUUAAUGUCGAAUACAGUGCUGAGGUAUUAUUAUUAUUGUUAAGGCGGUUACUCUGUAACAUGGAGGAAACGGACACAGCCGAGGAGCUGUUAGCUAAACAACACCGCAAGGAGAAGAAGGAGCUGCAAGCUAAAAUCCAGAGUAUGAAGAAUGCAGUGCCGAAAAACGACAAGAAGAGGAGGAAACAGCUGACUGAGGACAUCUGCAGACUGGAGGCUGAGCUCAAUAACAAACACGAGACUGAGAUCAGACUGCUGCACACAUCCUGCUCGCAAACCAAGGUCGAGGAGAUUACGGAUGCUGUCGAGUGCAUAAACGUGUCUGCUGAAGAGCAAGCGGACCUCAAGCAGAACCGAGUAUCUAAAGCUCAGAAGAGAAGGGAUAAGAAAGCAGCUCAGGAGAAAGAGAGAGAGAACCGCAUCGCCGAGGCCGAAGUAGAGAAUCUGUCAGGAUCGCGACAUCAGGAAGGACUUAAACUGAGACAGAAACUGUCAGAGAAGCAGCUGCAGAUUAAAGAGAUCUCAUCUGAUGGCCACUGCAUGUAUCGUGCAUUAGAGGAUCAGCUAACGGGGCGUGGCUGUUCUCUUGGGAUCCAGGAGCUCAGGGUUCAAACAGCUCAGUACAUGAGGAGCCAUGAGGAUGAUUUCCUUCCCUUCCUUACCAAUGCCAACACCGGGGACAUGUACACUGCAGAUGAAUUUGAGAAGUACUGCAGUGACAUUGCAGAAACAGCAGCUUGGGGUGGACAGUUAGAGUUAAGAGCCCUCACACACGUGCUGCACUUACCCAUAGAGGUCAUUCAGGCUGAUUCUCCUGUUAUUAUUAUAGGUGAAGAGUAUGAUAAGCCACCCAUCACUCUUGUUUACAUGAGGCAUGCCUAUGGCCUGGGUGAGCACUACAACUCAGUGGAACCACUGAAAGACGCGGCGGGAGAAGAGCAAAACUAAAACAUUGUCCUGGAAUGUUUUUUUUUUUUUUUUUUUAUACAUUCACUUUCAGUAACAAGAUGGAAAUGAUUCCCUCAAUUUUCAAUUCGUAGGAUUGAGCAUGGAUCGAGCUACUGCCAUCUUUUUGACUGCUAAUUAUUAACUUAAAAGUAAAAUGUAGUAAAUCAAUUCCAUUGCAGGAAAUAAGUUAUUCUUAGUGUGUUCAUUGUAGUAAGAAUGUCAUUAGAACAUUGCACUUGUUUUUACUGUAAAGUUGUUACUGUAACAAACAGCAUAUUUGUUGUUGAGGAAAUGAAUCCCAUCUUGUUGCUGAAGGUGCAUUAGUCAGUAAUUAUCAUUGUAUUUGCAUUACUGAGGAAUUAUGGCACUGUUAAACUUCCAAACAACUUCCAGAAGAACCAAGAUGGCUGCUUUAGGUUGUUUGUUAAUGACCUUAUCACUUUAUGCACACACCAGAAUAUCAUGUGUACCAGAAUAUCAUCAUAAUUAACAUGUGCAGUGGCUAGGUCUAAGGAUUUUUUUUUUUUUUUUUAAUAAAUGCUAAUUGGUUUCUAUUUUGUUUAAAAGCUUUGGAUCAUGCUGGUUUAAGAUAUUAACUUGAAUAUUUAAUCAUUUUGACUGAUUGUUGUAGGGUGUACAAUUUUUAUUGCCUAUUUAAAAAAAAAAAGUGAAUUUGAUUAUUUCAGAAUAAUGAAAUGUACAUUUUACAACAUAA